Exophiala dermatitidis NIH/UT8656 is the source of this 1584-nucleotide messenger RNA. Its product is annotated as 3-hydroxyphenylacetate 6-hydroxylase. Bases 1 to 1584 code for a protein of 527 amino acids. The record is from RefSeq and is a predicted model, not a curated record. Gene Ontology annotation, molecular function: heme binding; iron ion binding; monooxygenase activity. The transcript has a single exon. NCBI's taxonomy places the organism in Eukaryota, Fungi, Ascomycota, Eurotiomycetes, Chaetothyriales, Herpotrichiellaceae.
AUGAUUGACAACCUACUCUCCGAGCUCGUGGGCCGCGCCCAGGAAUCGCCCAUCACAUUCCUUGCAUACUUUGCUGCAGCCUCGGCUGUGUUAUACCUGAUUAUUACCGAGAUCCAAAGGAGUCGGGUACGAAUUCCAGGUUUCGAUGGCCCAACUGGCCUGCCCAUGAUAGGCAACAUCCACCAGAUCAGAACCAAUGCAGCAGAACAAUAUCGAUUAUGGUCGAAGAAGUUUGGCCCCGUUUACCAGAUCAUGCUGGGAAAUGUGCCUGUGAUUGUGGUGAACAGCGCCAAAUCUGCGAAGGAGAUCUUUGGAGCCAACUCGCAGGCCCUCGCGUCGAGACCGGAAUUCUACACUUUCCACAAGGUCGUGAGCUCCACGGCCGGCACCACCAUUGGAACGUCACCCUUCAGUGAGAGUUUGAAGCGCCGAAGAAAGGGUGCUGCGAGUGCCUUAAACAAACCAAGUGUGGCAACCUACAUCCCCCACAUCGAUGUCGAGACGAGGGAUUUCUUGAACGAGUUCUUGUUGUACGGUGAAGGAGGCCGGAAGCCAGUUGACCCCAUGCCGAUGAUCCAACGUCUUUCCCUGUCUUUGGCUCUGACCUUGAACUGGGGUACACGUAUGGCCUCCCAGAAUGACGAGUUGUUCGGCGAAAUCACACAUGUCGAGGAAGAAGUGUCCAAAUUCCGAUCCACGACAGGAAAUUUGCAAGACUACAUUCCGCUCCUACGUCUGAACCCAUUCGACCCCGGCCGAGCAAAGGCAAAGGACAUGCGACGUCGACGAGACAUUUAUCUGAAGAAGCUCAACGACGAUCUGGACCAACGCAUGGCUAUGGGCACCCACCAGCCUUGCAUCCAAGCCAACGUGAUUCUGGACAAGGAAGCCAAACUCAACCAGGAGGAACUGGUUUCGAUCUCUUUGACCAUGUUGUCUGGCGGUCUUGACACUCUCACAACCCUCGUUGCAUGGUCGAUGGCCCUGCUGGCGCAACAUCCCGAAAUCCAGGAGAAGGCACUCAAGGAGAUUCGAGCUGUAUAUCCCGAAGACCAGAUCCUAUGCGAUGCCAACGAUGACCAAUCCAUUCCGUACAUUGUCGCACUUGUCCGCGAACUCCUACGCUACUACACUGUGUUGCGUCUUGCGCUUCCCCGGGCGACUAUCAGAGAUAUCACAUACAACGGCCAUGUCAUCCCCAAGGGCAGCGUCGUCUUCCUGAACGCCUGGGCUUGCAACAUGGACCCUGAGGUGUGGGAUGAUCCAGAGGUUUUCCGGCCAGAGCGUUGGCUGGAGCAUCCUGACGCGCCUAUGUUCACAUACGGUCUCGGCUACCGCAUGUGUGCCGGCAGUUUGUUGGCGAACCGUGAGAUGUACACCAUUUAUCUGCGUCUGCUGUCGGCAUUUGACAUUCGCGAUGUCGAGGGUAUUGAUGGUGGUCCUGUCAACACCCACCCUGUGAAGGGCGUUGUUGAUCCUACUCAGCUGGUCAGUGUGCCGAAGCGGUACAAGGUCAGGCUGGUGCCCCGGGAUGAGGCGGGUUUGAGAAAGGCAUUGGAUGAGUAUGUUGACGAGAAGCAUUAG